AUGCUAACGCUGCAGAGAUUGGAGCAGGAGGUGGUCGGUGGGGAGCAGGCCCGUAACAAAGAAUUCCAGCAACGACAGCGACAGAGGAGGAAGGUGGCUGAUCAGAGGAAAGCUCAACUUGUCAAAGCUUUGUCUGACAACAGCGAGGAGAGCGACAACGUGCUCUUCAGCGUCUAUGACUCCAUCCAAGAGGAGGUCCACGCCAAAGGCCAGAUGCUGCUCAAGGUCCAGGGAAAGCUCAAAGCGGCAAAACUGGAGAUCCGUGACCUGCAGGCCGAGUUUGAGGAGGAGAGGAACGACUACCUGGCCAUCAUCCGCCGCCUGGAGCGCGAGGGACAGCUCCUGCACGGCCUGCUGGAGAGGAUGGCCCCCCUGGUGCGCCGCGACUGCAACUACAGCAGCCUGGACCGCCUGAAGAAGGAGGCCGUCUGGGACGAGGAGAGCAUCACCUGGAGACUUCCAGAUGUGACAGUCCAGAGGACGACGCUGCCUACAGCAGUGGCUCCAAAGCUCUCCCCUCCCAGAAGCCUGACUGCUGAGACAGAAGCGUUAGUGGUGGACGAUGACAGGUACAAGCAGAUGCUGGAUCGCAGUGACAGUGAGAACAUCGCCAACACCUACUUUAGGUCAAAGAGGGCCAGCCAGCUUCUUGGGGGCCAAACAACCAAGGGACACGCCACAUACUCCCCCUCCUUCCUCAACGCGAACACAAGCAUGGAGUCUGCCAUGCCCCGCCCCUUCCGCCUGGAGUCCCUGACUGUCCCCGCAUCCACUGGUAAGACCAGACGUAAAAAAAACAAAUAUCAUCAAUAACGGAAGCCAGCGACAGAAUUGAUUUCAACUUUGGACCAUCAGUGUGUUACGUCAUGUUAUUACUACUCUGUCAUUUAGUAGUGCAUCUCAAUAAAGUGGAAUCUUUUUGAAAGCUAAUUCAUCUCAGUAGUUCAGUUCAAAAAGUGGAACUCCUACUCUUCAAAUUCACUAUGGACAGAAAUAUUUCAAGAAUGUCCCUUAAUUAUCUAAAUAUCUAAAACAACAAAUUCAGUACCUCAUCAAAUUUUAGAAAUGUGUCAAACUGUUUAAUAUUGUGAACAAAUUAAAAAAAUGCGCUGCAAAAACCCUUUGAGCCUUGACUAGGUCUCUUUGUCUUAAUUAAAGUCCCAAUUUCACAUUGUGCACAAUAUUCUAAUUAAUUGAGAUGCGCUACUAUAAAAUCUUUACUUAAAAACUGUAAAACUUAGUUUUAGCGUAAAAACUAACUGUAACCAUCUUUACACCAAUCAACAUUAUCAGUUAGAAUGCUGAAAAUUAUUUUUCAUAAUACAUGUACAGUCAGUGUUAAUAAAUCUUUCAGUAUAUUGACGAUGUUGCUGAUACUCAUUAUCUUUGUGUUGAUAAACCGAGUCAUGUUAAGGUGGUCUGAGGUACAUUGAUGGCGUAGAAAGCAGAGAAAGGACAGACUGCUUAGUUAAUACGGAUGUCGGGCUCAAGCUCAUCUGAUAAUGGAAGAGCAGCUGGCCCACAAGUAAGAUGAGU
Molecule: messenger RNA, 1536 nt
Organism: Entelurus aequoreus (snake pipefish)
Lineage: Eukaryota; Metazoa; Chordata; Actinopteri; Syngnathiformes; Syngnathidae
Product: kinesin-like protein KIF17
Exons: 6
Coding region: 1-813 (270 amino acids)
Source: RefSeq, a predicted model, not a curated record